UUGAGUGAUAAUGAAAUAUUUUCCUCUUUCGAAACAGUUUAUCUUAUCAACAGCGUAAUUUCCUUCCUGGUCUUUCUACUUCCUUUUUGGUCGACGUGGGAAGUCUAAGGCUGUAGUUUGGUAUUCCUUUGUGCACAGCACACCUAGCUUCUACUAGAACAAUGACUUCAAAAGAACGCCUUCCUCUGCUGUUUCAAUCCAACCCCGGUAAAGAAAAAAGGAUCGCAUGGAAGAACCUAUCGAUAUCAAACCUCUUGAUUUUUAUGUUCACAAUAGCGGAUUCUAUGCACAACCUUUGUGUACAACAAUAUGUAUAUACCAGGAUCACCACGGACUUAGUCGGUGAAAAUGAAACUCGUCGUCAUGAGCACCCGUGUCGCGAGAACAAAAGCCUGGAGCAUCCCCUGCUUCAAGAAGCUCAAUCUCAGGCCGCACUGAAGAUGCUACAGUUCACGCUGGCGUCGUCACUGCCCGCCGUCGUCGUCAACCUCUUGAUCGGCACCUACAGCGACUACCUGGGCCGGCGCAUGCUUUUCAUCGCUCCUAUUAUCGGCCUGCUGUGCCGAUGCGCCGGUGAGACGCUGGUGGUGAAGCUCACGCUCAGCCUCGACUGGAUGUUCCCUGGCAUCGUGGUGUACGCCCUGUGCGGCAACUACUUCUCGCUGUUGAUGGCUGUCAACGCCUACAACGCCGACAACACGCCAGCCAGCAAGAACCGCACCUCGAGCUUGGUGCUGACUAGCAUGGUCGCCAGCAUGGGCAUCCUGGUGGGCGAACUGAGCAGCGGCUACUUCAUCGAAGCUGCUGGCUAUUUCUAUCCUUUCUUAACGGUCACUUUGAUCUUCUUAGGGUCCCUCGUGUUUGUGGUGCUGUUACUGAAGGAGUCGUGUCCCAGGACAUGCAGCAGCUUCCGGGACCUGCCUUCAUUGAAGGAUGGUAUUCGUCACGUGUUCGGCUUCUAUUUCCUCAGAUCCCUGCCUGUCGAGCCGAGCAACGGGGUUUCUCCGACAGAGGCAUCCAGAGACAGACGAUUGGAGUUUUGUCUGGGAAUGUGUGCUUUCAUUUUGUACAUCACCCCCUACGACUCGGCUUCCAUCAUCACCACCCUGUACGUGAUGAACACGCCAUUUUGCUGGGAGCCCAGCAGGAUCGGCACCUUUGGAGCUGUCAAGGAUGUGGGCACUAAGAUAAUCUGCUUGAUGGUCUUCAUCUGCAUGAGCCGGGUGGUGCGAGAAGACGUGCUGGGGCUGGCGGGAAUGUUGUCCAUGAUGGCGGGUCUUAUCGUAAUGGCAUUCGCUAAUGAAGAAUGGAUGCUGUAUGUUGCACCCACGAUGGCCAUGUUCUCUUCUCUUGGAAUGAGUGUAAUCAAAUCCCUUAUGUCUCAAAGAGCUCCAGCGGAUAGACAAGGUGCGCUGUUUGCAAGCCAGGCCAUCACCGAGCCUCUGUGCCUGGCUGUCGGGGGAGCUAUCUUCAACGCCGUCUACUCCGCCACAGUUCGACACUACAAAGGCCUUACCUUUGUUGCCAUGGCUGUAACCGUUGCCUUUGCAAUUAUCUUCAUGGGGAUGUACAUGUUGGUGAUGGAGAGGAACAAACGACUCCCCCAACUCGAUCUGGUAGAUGCCUACGUCCACUGCACACCCAUCAACGACUAACUUAACCACCUACCUAGCUAGACACAUUACCAUUUUCAGAUAAAAAUCUUUUCAAGAUUCCCUUUAUCAUGUUCUAUGAGUACAAGUGAAUAUAUUUGAACUACACUUGUAAGGGCGAUGCAAUGUUUGUGUUGUGAGAGAGAGAAAGAAAGAAAAGAAAAUGUAUAUAUUGUUGGGUACUUAUCUCUAUGUGAGAUUAGGCAGCGUUUACAUCAUACUCAUAGUUUCUAAAAGUGUUUUAUCACUCUACGUUGUUCCUUUAUACCAGGGGUGAGGAACCCUUUUUCUGUCAAGGGCCAUUUUGAUAUUUAUAACAUCAUUCGCAGGCCAUACAAAAUUAUACCUCAGAAAUUAGCCUGCUAUAUUUGGUCAAGCAUUUAAAUAACUCCCCCUAAAAUGAUAACUUGUGCGAUUCGUCCAACAUCACACUGGUUUAUCUCAAAAUGUACAUUAUUGUUAUUAUUAUUAUUAUUAUU
Molecule: messenger RNA, 2131 nt
Organism: Pomacea canaliculata
Lineage: Eukaryota; Metazoa; Mollusca; Gastropoda; Architaenioglossa; Ampullariidae
Product: solute carrier family 46 member 3-like
Exons: 6
Coding region: 162-1655 (497 amino acids)
Biological process (GO): transmembrane transport
Cellular component (GO): membrane
Molecular function (GO): transmembrane transporter activity
Source: RefSeq, a predicted model, not a curated record